AUGGCGUGUUUGCAUAUCAAUAGCCUUCCUGAUGAGCUACUCGUUGCCGUUUUCUGGCCCUCCAAGCGCCUCUUCUCUCGCGAGCAUUUCGAUGAGGAUGUAUGGGCCGCCGUGCGGCCUCCCCCGAGGUUCAAUCGCGAGGAUCCAGACGAGGCAUGCUACCAGCAGAGCGAGACCAUGUUUCCAGCUCCCCCUCUUCCUCCAGCAUUCGCCGACGCCGCGUACAAUCUCCUCCUCGCGUCGAUCUGCCGCCGCUGGCGUCGCCUGGCUCGGCGCCACGUGUCCACGCUCCUUGUCAAGACGAACCGCGCCGUGUCUCUCGAGGACCUCGCGGCGCCUGUAAAAUGCUUCCCAAACCUCACGCGCCUCCAUCUCAACGACGGCAGCGCGCAGGCCAUCGAUGACGCCUUCCUCGCUCGCCUCGCCGCGUGCUGCCCUAAUCUGACGGCGUUCCACCUCGGAAGGCCGAUAGUGGAGAACCCUGAGUUCGACCAGGCGGGGAAGAUCUUUCUCACGCCAGCCGGCUUCGACGCGUUCUUCCGCCGGUGCCCGCGGCUGGAGCACCUCUCGCUGGCCUGCCUGCACUGCGAGUUCCGGUUACCUUCUUCGCUCUUCCACCUCGUGCAUCUCCGAUCCCUCGCAGUUGCCGAUCUGCCCGCGGUAACAACUCCAAAAGUCAAGAACUUGAGCGCUCUCACAUCGCUCUGGAUCGACUCGGUGGGGGACUAUCAGACCCUGGAGCACCUCGCGCACCUGCCACGCCUCACGCAUCUCUCCGUGCCAGAAGACGUCUCUCCUUGGCAAUACCACUCGGCCUCUCCUCCCUUCUCAUUUGCACGCCUAUCUUCGCUCAAGACGCUGAAUCUAGGGAAAGCAUGCCCGCCGUUCGAUGAGAUGUUUCCUCCCGAGUCACCGUGCAGCCUGCUCGAGCGCAUCGACGCGUGCGGUACCUUCUUCGACGUACCCGAGCAGGCCACCGCGCUGACCCGCCUGCGCACCUUGAAGCUCGAAAACUGCACGGUCGUCGGACUGCCGGACAGCUUCGGCCAGAUGCCCGCGCUGACAACGCUCGUGCUGCACAAUCUGAACACCCAUUUCCCCGGCUCGUGCAGCCGGCUGCAGUCUCUUGAGACGCUGAUAGUCACGGAGAGUGUGUAUAUGGGCGAGCUACCAGACCCGCUGAGCGCCCUCACAGUGCUCAAGACCCUGUGCCUCGCGAAUUCCCCCUUGGUCAUUCUCCCUGCCGACAUCGGAGGCCUCACCAACCUCCACACGCUCUACCUGAAAUCGUACAGGGCACGGCAUCUGCUUCCGCCCUCCUUCACCCAGCUCGCGUCACUCACAAGGCUGGAGCUGCAUAAGUGUGAGCUGGCCGAGCUGCCAGAGGCCAUGGGGGAGUUGACACGCCUGCGGGAGCUGUAUGUGCUGUCCUGCUCUCGGAUCCAGAAGCUCCCCGAGUCCGUGGCAGCCCUACUGAACCUAGACGUGCUAGUGGUUGACAAGUGCAGCAGCCUGUUCUCCGUUCCUUCCCACGAGCCUCAUGCAUUUGGCGACGCUGAAGCAGCUGGAGCUGACCGGCUGUGCGCUGCUGAGAAAGGCUCCAGAGUUCUUGCCGGGGUCGCUGGAAACGCUCAGGCUGGGGACCUAUCUGGAGGUCACCCAUCUGCCGGAAGCUUGUCUUCGUUGGAGCACUUGCGUCUGGUGUUGGCAUGUGAGGGCGAGCUCCCAUUCCCAUUGGCGGACCUGCCUCGCCUUCGCACCAUCGCACUCGUGAGCACCGGAGUCGUGAAGCUUCCAGACUUCUCCACGUCGACGCUGCAGGAGCUGCGUCAGCUGGAGUUAUGCUUGCCUGAGCUGACGGAGAUCCCAUCAACCAUCGCAGCUCUUCAGAAGCUCACAAACCUGGAGAUCAACGCUCCUAAACUGCGUGCGCUUCCCAAUUCCAUCGGGGCACUGUCCCGACUGUGCAAGCUGAUUAUGUCCAACUGCUUAGCGCUCACGCAUCUCCCUGCCUCCCUCACGCAGCUGGCCUGCCUGCGCGAGCUGACCGUGCACAAGGCCGCCAUCACAUCCCUCCCUCCCAACUUUGCACGCCUCAGCCGGCUGCAAGCGCUCGACUUGGAGGGGUGCAAGCAGCUGGAGGCGCUGCCUGGCGAUGUGGGCGAGCUGGAGCUGCUGGACCGUACGGCCACGCGCGCAUGUCCUGCGCCAACACUCUUUAUCCCCCUGUCUCCCCUAAUCCCCUCUUCCCCUCCUCUUCAUCACACCUUCAUCACCAACCAAAACUCCCAUUCCCUCCCCUCUUUCUCCCCUCUCCCCACCUUUCCCCACCCUCCCCCCAACUCUCUCCCCAACUCUCCCCGCGCGCCUCUCCUCUCGCCCCCGGCGCACCUUGAGGCAGGCGUCCGCGAUCUCGCCACGGAAGCACGCACUUUUGUCCUCCAUGGCCUCUUUUCCCCCUCACCCUCCCCUCUCCCAGCCAUCUCCCAACACUCUCCCUGCCCCCAUAACUCCCCUUCCCCACGCCCACGUCUCCCUGCCCCUCAACCGCACCUCGAGGAAGGCGUUGGCGAUCUGCAUCAGCUGCAUCUGCACGCACCGUUACGCGCGCAGGCACGGGUGAUUGGUGCGGCGAGGUUGGUGCGCGGCAGGGUAGGGGGUGGGGGGGAGGGGGGGAGUUGA
Closterium sp. Naga37s-1 is the source of this 2682-nucleotide messenger RNA. The record is from the annotation of a GenBank genome assembly. NCBI's taxonomy places the organism in Eukaryota, Viridiplantae, Streptophyta, Zygnematophyceae, Desmidiales, Closteriaceae.